AUGCCGAGAAGAAAAGUCACAGUAUCUUUCACCAUGAGGGACGAACAAGAACCUCUUCACCGAUCAGGAGUGAAUGCACUUCAGUUAGACAAAAAAACAGGGCGUUUGUAUUCGGCGGGUCGUGAUUCUAUAAUUCGAUGUUGGAACACAAAUGCAGAGCAAAAGGUAUUAUGGAAUUUCUCUUAGUUUUAUGUCAACAAGAAGAAACAAUUAUCAUUAUUAUUACUAAAUUUUGCAAAGGAGGCCAUUCUUUUCCAAAUAUUUUUCGCUGAUUUGAAGUUAUGUUUAAAUAUUCAAAUCUUUGGUAAGCUUACAUACUAUACUUCUUGCCAUUAAAGAAAGCAUUAUUUUAGUCGAUAUGUCUACAGUUCACAGCACUCUUUCAGUUUAAUGUUCUGAUAUAAGCCUUUAACGCCUUUAAUGGGGUCGUUUAGGCUUGUUACUACAGACUAUUCCAAGAAUUUAGCUUUUAGCUUCUGCGCUAUAUUACCGUUUCCAUCAGUUGUAAACUUACGUACAGCUAAGAAUACAAGACUUUUGCGAGAUGAAAUGUUUCUUUUCUCCCUGUAGAACUGUUAUAUGGCAUCUAUGGAGCACCACACGGACUGGGUGAAUGAUAUAGUUCUUUGCUGCAGCGGUAGAAUAAGUAAGAAAAUUAAAUAGUAGUUGUAUUUGAUUGCUAUUAGAAACUGUCUAAACCAUGUAAUACUAAAACAAUGAUAUACUUGAUUAAAACCUAUUAUUGUAAACUACCGUAUUUAUUCGAUUAACCGCCCUGGGCGCUUAUUAAAUUUUUGGACCUUGAGAGUGGGCGGUUAUUCGAGGUGGGUGAAUAUUCGAGGCUGGGCGCUUAUUAAAUUUUCACCAUUUUCAGCAAGUGAAGUAUGUUUAUUUUGCAACAAAACAAUAAAUGCUAAUAACAAAACACAAAGAGGUAACAAAGCAAGGUUUCUGUAAAUACUCUGAAGAAAACUCUGUCCUCGGGAAAGUCUCUUAUUAGAAUUUAUUCACUUAAGUGGGUGGGGUGGGGGUGAGCGCUUAUUUGAGUUUGACUGGGAGGAGGAGGGGGCGGGGGCUUAUUCGAGGCUGGGCGCUUAUUAACUUUUUCUGCCUUUAGGAUGGGCGCUUAUUUGAGGUGGGCACUAAUUCAAGGUUGGGCGCUUAUUCGAAUAAAUAUGGUAAUUAAUAUCUUUUCAAAAAAAAUCAACGGAAUCAAUGAGAUACAUUAGUGUUAUGUCAAAAAGUCAACCUAAAUGAAAACUACUGCAAAAUACAUGCUUGAAAUGCCACAUUACUGCCACAAAGUCUAAGAUUACUCAAUACGGUGGAACCUUCAUAUAACAUACCUCUAUAUAACAAAGUCCUCGGUAUAAUGAAUGAUUUUCUUUGCCCCAGUAAUAGUAGGCUAUAUGGAAAAGAUUCUUAAUAUAAUGAAUCGAAACCUUGUUAUUGCAAACAAAUUUUGCCAGUCCCUUGGCCGUUAUUAAUCACAACGAGGUUUCACUGUACAUGAAAAAAAGGCCAAGAACGUAAUGCUGCCAACACACUAUCCUGCUCAUGCAAAAUCAAUGUCCAGAUUGACCGUCAUGAUCUAUAUUUGUACACAUUUGUACCCUCAGUAUUGUCAGCAUCGUCUGAUACAACGGUCAAAGUCUGGGACUCAGCACGUAGCUUCUGCAUGUCGACACUCCGCACCCAUAAGGACUAUGUAAAGUCACUGGCUUAUGCCAGUAGCAGGGAAAUGGUAGCUUCUGGUGGAUUGGACAGACAAAUUUUCCUUUGGGAUGUCAACACUUUAACAGCUCUUACAGCCACAAAUAACACAGUCACAAGUAAGUUGCAUUUUUUUAUUUAAUUUUUUCCCAGAAUGAUAAAAUGAUUAAUAUUUGGGUUUGUUUUGCUUUUAUUUGAAUUGAAGUAGUAUGAGAUUGAAUAAGAGACUCGUACACUGAGACACUCCUGUAUUUAGAGGGGGUGACUGAAGUGAUUUACUUACAGUGAACCCCAGAUCGAUCAUAUCAUUCAAAAGUACAUGUAUGCCUAUUGGUACACCUUGAGGAAUGACCUCAUAUUGUCUCUGAAUUUAACCUGCUUCUGUGCAAUAUGGAUACCUGUUUAUGUGGGCAGUUGACACUUUUUUUUUUAGUCCAGUCACUGAGUUUUGAUAGAAAAUUUGGUUUUGCUAAAUACAUUGUGCACAUCCAUAUGAAAAUGUUUGUUCUAUUAUGCUUUACUUCUUUAGAGGCAAAUAACUUUUUGUAUGCCAGCGUAUGGAUGUUCACAGCCCAAAUCAGGCCAAAGCCACAAAGUCUUUCAGACAUUAAUAAGUGCAGAAUAUUAAUUUUCAUGAUAAUUGACAACAAAUACCAGUACACUUUAUAAUCUGCCAACUGUAUAGCUUAAAUAAAUUAUGUGUGUUAAGGCAACUUUGUCAUGUUCUCAUAGACUUAUGCCAUGAAGCAAUGACUAUUUUACUUUGAUUUACAAGAAGAGUCACACGCACAUGUAAUUUGUUGAUGCUGAUCUAUCUAUAUUCUUAAACUAAUAAUUAUUUUCAGAACUUACUGUCUUCUCCUUAGUCUUAGAUGUAUUUUAAUACAUUUUAAUACUAUUAUUAAUAUUUUAAUACAUUUUAACAUACUAGUUAAAACUAGUCAGUGGUCAUAAAAACAGGGCAGUCAUAAUUACGAGGAUGUAGAAACAUAAGGGAAUCACUGACUUUUGUUUUGACCAGAUAUGAAGAUAAUACAUGUACAUACAUGUACAGGGUAUGUGUUCUCUAUGACUGAAGCUUAUGCACCAAUGUCAUGUGGAAAAUACCAUAAACAAUCUAAUUUUGUUCUUGAGUAAAAAACGUUUAUUUAUUGUUCUUUAUAGAUGUUAUACAAUCUAGUUACAUGCAAUAUAAGAUGGUAUCAUUUUUACCAAUAUAUUAAUCAGUGAAUGGUUUAUUGUUACCACAGCUUCCUCAUUAAAUGGGCAAAAAGACUCAAUCUACAGUUUGGGAUUGAACAGCAUGGGUACUGUGCUUAUUUCCGGAUCAACUGAAAAGGUAUAAAAUCCCUUACUUAAAAUGUCUAUAUGUGAAUGCGUUUGAGAAUUUUAAAAUGUGGAAGAAACAAAACGGUGGCAUUUCACUUAUCUUCUAACCACUAUUUGACAUCUUCUUUGAGCUAUAACUGCCCACUCGCAGGCACAUGGCAAAAUGGAAUCUAUUUGUUUUAUCCAAUGACAAAAAACUUUCAAGAGACACCGCAUUCUUGUCAUACUUGCCCAUUUUUGAAUGGUCAGUUUCAUUUUUUUCUCUAUAGCGUACACCAUAAGUUGUUCUUUGAGUAAAUUGCCAUGUUUAUUUUGUAGAGAAACUGAUUGAUGAAGAAUACUAAUUCCUCAGAAUAAUGAUGUUAUUGUUGCAAUCACAGUCCUUGCAUUACUUACAGUACAUGUAUCAUUGUGUUCUACAGAUUUUGAGGGUGUGGGAUCCUAGGACGUGUUCAAAAGUGAUGAAAUUAAAAGGCCACACAGACAACGUUAAAUCUAUUAUAAUCAAUGCUGAGGGUACCCAGGUAAUUUAG
Messenger RNA from Porites evermanni, 3575 nucleotides. The record is from the annotation of a GenBank genome assembly. NCBI's taxonomy places the organism in Eukaryota, Metazoa, Cnidaria, Anthozoa, Scleractinia, Poritidae.